CGUAUCUUCUCAGACACACUCUGUUGUUCCCAAAACCCUAAUCUUUCGGACGGUAGGGUUUUGCAGAGCCUCUUUCUCCUUUCGCAGCUUCUUCCUCUUAACCUGUGAAACUUUGCUUUUCCCUUCCUUUAAUCUGAAAUGGGCAAGUCUAGCAAGAAAUCAGCUGUUAAGGUUGAUGCCGCUCCAGCUGUUGUUCCGCCAUCCAAAUCGGCGAAGAAGGGAGGGAAGAGACAAGCUGAAGAAGAAAGUGAGAAGCAAGUGAUUGCAAAAAAACAAAAGAUAGAGGAGGUUGCUCAGAAACAAAAGAAGGAAGCAAAGCUGCAGAAGAAGGAAAGCAGUUCUGAUGAUUCUUCAUCAGAUUCUGAAGAUGAGAAACCUGCUGUUAAACCUGCUGCUCUUUCAAAAAAGGUACCCGCUAAAAAUGGUGCUUUAAAAGCCCCUGCAAAGAAAGGAAAGCCGGUUUCCAGUUCUUCUGAAUCAUCUGAAGACGAUUCUUCAGAAUCUGAGGAUGAGAAACCUGUGCCAAAAGCUGUUGUACCUGCACAAAAGGCUCCUGCUAAAAAUGGUGCCCCAGCAAAGAAAGGCAAGCCCGCUAGCAGCUCCAGUUCUUCUGAGGAUUCUGAAGAUGACUCGUCUGAAGAGGAGAAACCUGCUGCCAAGAAUGGCUCUGUAACUGCCUCUGCAAAGAAAGGCAAGCCAGCUGCAGCUGCAAGCUCUUCUGAUUUAUCUGAGGAAUCCUCUGACGAGGAUGAUGUUCCAAAAACUAAGGCGGUCCCUGCUGCAGCAAAGAAUAUAACUUCUUCUAACAAGAAAACUCAGCCUAGUGGAAGUUCUGAUUCUGAUAGCAGCUCUGAUGAGGACGAUAAAAAGAAAAUAUCUACAACUACAAAGCUGCCUGCUUCAUCAGUUGCUCCAGUUAAGAAAGUGGUAAGCUCAGACGAUGAUUCAAGUGAAGACUCUGAUGAAGACGAUGAUGUCAAGCCCUCUGCAACUGCUGUGUCAAAGCCUGCUGUGUCAAAGAAGAAAGUUGAUAGUUCUGAUUCUGAUGAUAGCAGCUCUGAUGAAGACAAUAUGAAGGCUGCCAAAAAGGUUUCCAAUGCCAAGUCAGUGCCUGUGUCUAAGCAGCCUGUUAAGACCUCAAGUACUAGUGAUUCAGAUGAAGAGGAUUCUUCUGAAAGUGACUCUGAAGAGGAAAAGAAAACUGCAAAACCUGCUAAUCUUAGCAAGAAACAAGCUGCUGUAGUGAAGACCCCUAAAAAAGGUUCUACUGAAAGUUCAUCAGAGAGUGAUUCUUCAGAUGACGAGGGGAAGAAGAUGGAUAUAGACGAAGAAGAUAGUUCUGAUGAAAGUGAAAAGCCACAGAAGGCUGUGAAAAAUGUGAAAGAAAGCAGUGACAGUUCAGAGGAAGAAAGUGAGGACGAACCCUCCAAAACACCGCAAAAAAGAGCUAGGGAUGUGGAGAUGUUAGAUACUGUUUCAUCCGGAAAGAAAACUCCCAAUACUCCAAUUACACCAAAUGCAGAAAGCGGUGCUUCAAAUACUCUUUUUGUUGGGAACCUAGCAUACAGUGUUACCCGAGCUGAUGUGGAAAAUUUCUUCCAGGAUUGUGGAGAAGUUGUUGAUGUUCGUCUUGCAACAGAUGAAGAAGGAAGGUUUAAAGGAUUUGGACAUGUUGAGUUCGCAACAGUUGAAGCUGCCCAGAAAGCUCUUGAGUUGAAUGGAGAAGAAUUAUUGAAUCGUCCACUGCGGCUGGAUUCAGCCAAGUCCCGGGACAGGGGUGCUUAUACUCCCAAUAGCAACAAUUGGAAAGACUCAUCUCAGAGAAGUGGAAGAGGCCAGUCUCUUACCCUUUAUGUAAGGGGUUUUGAUAAAACAAUUGGGGAAGAUGCGAUAAGAGCUAGUUUGGAGGAACAUUUUGGUUCUUGUGGAGAUAUUACAAGGGUGUCAAUUCCGAAAGAUUACGAUACUGGUGCUGUCAAGGGGUUUGCUUACAUGGACUUUGGUGAUGCUGAUAGCAUAAGCAAAGCUCUAGAACUCCAUGAAACUGACCUUGGUGGUUAUACCCUCACAGUUGAUGAAGCCAAGCCUAGGGAGCCUAGGGAUAAUCAAGCCUCUGGGGGAAGAGGCGGUGGUGGAAGAGGUGGUGGUGGUAGGUUUGGUGGAAGAGGUGGCAGUGGAGGUAGAUUUGGAGGCAGUGGUGGAGGUAGAUUUGGAGGCAGUGGUGGUGGCCGGUUUGGUGGAAGUGGAAGAGGUGGUGGUGGUAGAUUUGGUGGAAGAGGCGGUGGUGGAAGAGGUCGUGGACCUCCAAAUAGAUCCAUGGCGGAAGGCACAGGAAAAAAGACCAAGUUUGCCGAUGAAGACUAGAGGGGCCGAGUCUUUCUUGCAGAUACUGAAUUAGUAUUUGUAUUGUUCACCUUCCAUUAGGAUUUUUGUCACCUCAGUUUUGGUAUUUGUUAGUAGUAUGAAUUCUUAGUAUUUUUGGUUGUAUUUGGAAAUUUUGAGAUUUGAUACAUUGGGCUUUUAUGCAUUAUUAUAUUACAGUAAUUGUAGCUCUUCGGCAUUGCCGAUUAUUUUAAGUCAAACUAAAUAUAGAUAUAUAUAUAUAUAUAUUCAUGCUUCC
Molecule: messenger RNA, 2620 nt
Organism: Vigna angularis (adzuki bean)
Lineage: Eukaryota; Viridiplantae; Streptophyta; Magnoliopsida; Fabales; Fabaceae
Product: nucleolin 1
Exons: 22
Coding region: 139-2364 (741 amino acids)
Molecular function (GO): RNA binding
Source: RefSeq, a predicted model, not a curated record